AUGGAACGCCUUCUUGUCCCAUGUCCCUUGUUCCCCGAUGAGGUGGAAGGAGACGAGAUUCUUCCUUUCCUUUUCAGCAAGGACGCCGUACUGAAGGCGAUUCGCACUGGUGGAUGCACACGUUGGAAGCAUACUGCCGGAAGAAUUCUGGACGCUGGAUUGGCCGCGGCCAUUAUCAGUCCUGCACAAUCUGACCUGAUCUGA
Molecule: messenger RNA, 204 nt
Organism: Echinostoma caproni
Lineage: Eukaryota; Metazoa; Platyhelminthes; Trematoda; Plagiorchiida; Echinostomatidae
Source: the annotation of a GenBank genome assembly